Molecule: messenger RNA, 6011 nt
Organism: Thecamonas trahens ATCC 50062
Lineage: Eukaryota; Apusomonadida; Apusomonadidae
Exons: 2
Coding region: 1-5982 (1993 amino acids)
Biological process (GO): phosphatidylinositol metabolic process
Molecular function (GO): ATP binding; 1-phosphatidylinositol-3-phosphate 5-kinase activity; metal ion binding
Source: RefSeq, a predicted model, not a curated record
AUGGCGGCCAUCGUGGCGUCAUCAUCGUCGUCAUCAGGCGGCCAGGGCCUUGUCAGCAACAACGAGUUGAUGGCCAUUGUCCAGGCGCUGGGCUUGUGGCGGGCCGUGCCGUCGGCAGCUGUUCCAGCAGAGUUUGUGGCUGUCUUUGCCAAAGAAGCAGGAAAAGCGCAAGAGGCCGAAGAGUCGGGCGCAGCUACUUCGUCGAUGACGCGAUCGCGGCAGUACUCGCUGUCGGACAUGGCUGCGGCCGCUCGCUCGUCAGCGUCGCCGCCAGACUCGCCGGCAUCCGGCGUGGCACCAGUCGGCGUUGCUGCCCGCCGUUCCGCGCUCCAACGGAACAGCAAGCGUGUUGACAGCCGCAUGAGCUCCGGCGGCCAGAGCCAAUCGUCAACCUUUGACGACUCGUUCACAUUUUUCGGCCCGCCGGACUCGGAUCGCCGCCGUGUCUUUGCCCGUCUUCGCCGCAAGGAGAUGCCCACUACCGAGUUUGAGCUCCUCCCCCAUUUGCAGGACGAGCUCGACCGCGAGCGCGCUGCACAGCGGUUUGCCGUCAUGGCCUCCAAGCAGCGCGCUGCCGCCGGCCAGGCCGAUGCCGCCGACGUCCUCGCCCAGCCCAACUCGCUCGACAAGACAGGCACUUUUGACGUGGGCGCGUCUGGUGGCGCCGUUCCGCCACCACCGAGUGGCGGCGAUGCUGCUGCUUCGGGGGCGCAGCCCGCUGCCACUGCCGCGGCCGCGUCUGCCGCCGACAACGACGUCGUGGCUGAGCGUGCCGAAGUCGUCCCGCUCCGCACCAUGCUCGAGAAGCAGCACUGGGUCAAGGACUCGCACGCUUGGGCAUGUUAUCACUGCGGUGCGUCCUUUUGGCUCUUUACCCGCAGGCACCACUGCCGGCUGUGCGGCCAGGUCUUCUGUCGCAAGUGUGCGUCGUGGUUCAUCCCCGCCCGCCUUGUCCUCGGCUCCAAAGGCAAGGACGUUCGCUCGUGCCAGUACUGCUACGACCACGCACUCGAGUCAGCUGCCACCUCUGAGGCCGCCGCCGCCGCGCUUGCCGCCAGCGAGGCCAAGGCCGCCGCUGCCAACCAGGCCAAGGCCAAGGCGGCCAAGGUCAAGGCCAAGGCCAAGGCCAAAGCCAAGGCAGCCAAGGCUAAGGCCCGUGCUGCCAAGAGCAAGGGCAAAGCUGCCCGCGCCGCUGCCGCUGCAGAGCCCGCCAUCGACCCGACGCUCAUGACGGCUGCGCGCAUCUCGUUUGUCCUCGGCAUGCGUCGCUCGGACGUGACCAGCUCGUCCGAGCCACAGGCUCCGCCCGUCCGCACCACCUCUGUUGUCGCCGGCUACCGCACACUCUCCACCAUCAAUCCACACCCGGCGCUCGACGACGACUGGGGCUCCGCCGCACCGUCGACGCUCACGCCCCCAUCCCUCGGCCCACACGCCUCGGCUGACCCAGACCCGAUGGCCUCGACCGGCGUCUCGGUUUCGGUCUCGGUCUCUGGCUCUGGCUCUGGCUCUUCCUCGUCCACCUCCGCCUCGACGGCCUCAAGCCCAUCUUCGUCCGACAACGACAAACAAGGUUCAUCCUCCUCUUCUUCCUCCUCUUCGUCUUCCUCCUCCGACGGCACCACCCACGUUGACAGAUCGGGCACGCCCGCCAUCGCGCCGCUCGCCAAGACCCGCUCGCGCCGCUCGGGCUCGGGCUCGGACUCUGACUCGGCUCGCCCGUCUGGCCUUGGCGAGCAGGACCGGACCGUCUCGCGCCCGUUCUACGCGUCUGACUUUGACAUUACAGACCGCAAGAACUCAGUAUGGGGCUUUGAUGCCCACGCCUCUGACGCCACCAGGCCGCGCAAGCCAGCGACGCUUCUCAGGCAGGUCUCAACUCCAACAAGCAUCCUCGCUAGUCAUCUCCCCGCCUCGCCCACUACCGGCACCACACCCUCGGGCAUCAACGCCUCGUCCGACUCGCUCCAUCGUCUCACCCUCAACACCUCGGUCGAGAACUUCCGAGAGCUCGUGACAAGCAAGGCGAGGGAGGUGGGCGAAGGAAGCGGUUCUGGCUCUGCAAACGUCUCGGACACUCCGGGCUCCCCCGACGCUGUUUUCGCGCCGCUUGCUGACAAUGCAGUCGUAGGCGUCGAGCGGCACUUUGCCACGGUCGUGCCAUUCCUCCGCCCACUCGUGGCACAAUUGCUGGGCGAUGCCAACCUCGAUGACAGCCGCUACGGUGAUGGCGUGACUCAGCUCGCACUCUGUGCUGCUCAGCACAUCGCCCCGGUCCUCGCCGCCGGCGACUCGAUGGACGUCCGCGAGUACGUCCGGUACGAGGUGCUGGCCACCGGAAACUUUGCAGACUCGGAGCUCAUUCACGGCCUCGUGACUCCCAAGAACAUUGCACACAAGAAGAUGGUCAACCACAUGACCAACCCCAAGAUCAUGCUCCUUGGUUGCCCUCUGCAGUACUCGCUCACUGACAACGUCAUGUCCUCGUUUGACACCAUCCUCACCCAUGGCCGCGAGUUCCUCAAGUCUCAGGUCUCGCGCGUCCUCAAGCACACGCCCGACAUCAUCGUGGCCCAGCACUCGGUCUCGCGGCUCGCCCAGGAGUUCCUCCUCAAGCGCGGCAUCACUCUUGUCCUCAAUAUGGGCCCGACGUUCAUGGCCCAGCUUGCGCGGUUCACCGCCGGCCGAGUCGUCACCUCGCUCGAGGACUUUGCUGCUUCGGACCUUGGAACCUGCGGCGAGUUCCGCGUCCGCAGCUUUCUCGACUCGUCGCGCUCACGCAAGACGCUCAUGUUCUUUGAUGGCACGCCACCGGCCGUCGGCGCCACCAUUCUGCUCCGCGGCCAGGAGCUGGCCACGCCGUCGGUCCAUCAUGGUCUCACCGGCGCCAUGUCGUUUGCCAUCUACGCCGCCCGCGCCAUGCUCACCGAAGCCGCGCUCCUCGACGACCUCGCUAUCGACCUCGCGCCUCACUCGGUCCACAUGCGGUUCCAGCUCGAUGCUCUUGCUGCCGAAGCCGCCCUCCCGGGCUUUGGCAAGCUUUAUGCCUCCCGCAUUCUGUCGACCUCGCUCGCCACCGCCUUCCCGCUCCCAUCGAACGAGGGUCUCGGGCUCGUCACCAAGGCACAUGACCAGAGCAAGCCUGGGCACAAUGUCGAUGGCGAUAACGUCAAGGGCAAGGAACCCUCUGACGACGGGAGCGAUUGCGACGCUGCUGCAAAUAACGACAGCAAGGAGCUGCUCACCGAGCCGCCGGCCUCGAUCUAUCCACAGGACUAUCAGGGCAUCCAAGUCGUUUUUGCUACCCGCUCGCUCUCUGCGGGACGGAUGUGCGUCUCGCCACAGCGGUACUUUUUCUCGUUCUUCAAUGACUUUGACAUCUCGCUCGGCCAGGCUGUUGAGCUUUGUGUGGGUAAGGACAACUUGUGCGUGGCAUGCAAUGGGCCGAUGACCGACCACGUCAUCGAGUACACCCAUCUCGACACGACGCUUGCGCUCUCGAUCUCGGCCAUCGAGGCGCCCAGCGACACCAUCAGCGAUCUCGCGCCGCUGGUAUGGUCUUCCUGCACCGAGUGCGGUGCGCUGUCGGGCCUCUCGGAGCUCUCACACCACGGUUGGCACUGCUCGUUUGGCAAGGUCAUCCAGGGCGCCGUCUACCAGGGCGCCGUCUCGCGGAUGUGCGGGCACUCGGCGCGGUCACUCGUCCGGUUCUUUGCCAGUGGCGACCGGGUUGUCUCGAUUGCGUCGUCGUCGGCAAUGGUGCUGCGCCUCCGGCGCCCGGCCCGCUCCCUCGAGUUCAACACGGAGCUUCAAGUCAGGCUUUGGAUCUACGAGCUCAACCAGAUCCGACGCGACGCGCACACUGUCUUUGAUGCCAUUGCGCGUCAGCUCGACAUUGCUGCCGCGCUCGACGACUUUGAUGCUUGGCUCGCCCGCUACCGCUCGCCGCGCUUGUCUACCUCGCAGUCGCGAUCGCCGACCCGCUCACCCGUACGCUCAGCACACUCCGAGGCCACAGUCAGCGAGUCUGCCGCGGCUAGCGAGGCUGCAGCGGACGACGCAGAGAGCGAGGCUGCUGUGAGCAGCGAUGCCGGAGCAGCAACGCCGCAGCCGGCAUCGGCGACCCGACUCACGGUGGCAGUUGAGACCGGGGCCAGCCAACCGCCGCCGCGCUCGCCGUUGGCCCGUCCGUCGUCGACCGAUCCAGAGCUGAUGAUGGUGGUCAAGCCGAGCCACGUGCCCGCGGCCCAGGUCCGCUCCCGGCUCGAUGCCGAGCGUCAGGCCUUUGACGACACCCUCACCGAGCUCCGCGCCCACUCGCUCGCCGAUCUCUCGUCGGUCAAGCGCAUGCUGCUGCAGGCCGCCCAGGAGUGGGACGAGGUCUUGGGCAAAGAUCUUGUGCUUCCGACACGACUGGCGUUCGCCGAAGCCAACCCGGCAAGAGUCCAUGCGUUCAACAACGCGUGUGCACCUGCACCUGCCGCUGACGACUCGAGCGUCACCAACUCGAGCCAUCUGACGCCGCCGUUGGAGCCGCGGAUGCUCGACGUGGCAAGCGCAAUGCGGACGGUGGCUUCCUCAAACGCGCUGUCGGCUCUGCAGGCAUCGGUCGAGGAGGCGGACGAUGACGCGGGCGAGAGUGCGUCGAUGACGCUUGGCGACGGUGGUCGCCGGCGUGCACACUCGAUCGCCGGCGACGCCCCCCGCCCGGAUGCGCUCGACGGCGCGCCGCCGACGCUCGAUCUUCAGGCGGCGCGCGAGACUCGAAUUGGGAGCUCUCUCCGGGCGCUGCUCUCGGACCAGGGGUACCGGCACCUUGCGCUGCCCGGUGGAAUGCACCGUUACAUCAAUGUGAUCGACAACGAGCCGUCCACGGUCAUUGCGUACGCGCUCUCUUCACUGGCGUAUGGUGCCAAGCUCACCGAGCUGUUCACCACCCACUACGCGCCGGUCUUUGCCGAACUCGGGGAAACAGCUUCGGCGGCGACGACCAGCAGCGGAACGCGCGGGGAAGAGCGCGCGGCGCGUGGGGAGCUCUCAACACCGCAAAUCGACGCGCUGCUUGCGUCACGGCGGACUGACCACUACGAGCAGCGGUUUGCGGACGAGUUCUUUGAGGCCAAAUGCGUGAUGUACUACCCAGUGCAGUUCCACGCGCUGCGCACCCAGUACGUGAGCGAGAUGGACCAGUUCCUCAUGUCGCUCUCGCGGUGCCGCGGGUGGAAGGCGUCGGGCGGAAAGUCCAAUGCCUCGUUUGCCAAGACGCUCGACGACCGACUUGUCCUCAAGGGCAUCUCCAAGUCUGAGCUCGACUCGUUCCUUGGGCUCGGACCCGAAUACUUUAGCUUUGUCUCGAACUUUCUCUUUGGCAAGAACGAUGAGCGCGAGGACGACUCUAGCGGCGCGUCCCCAUCGACGCUCUGCAUGCUCAUUCUCGGCGUCUUCCAGAUUGAGGUCACUCUUCUCAAGCGGCGGCGUGAGCGGUUCCGACAGACGUUCAUUGUGAUGGAGAACCUGUUUUACGAUGCACCCGAGAUCUCGGCCCGGUUUGACCUUAAGGGCUCUGAGCGCUCGCGGUUUGUGACGCCGUCGCCCGAGGCCAAAGACCAGGUUCUGCAGGACGACAACUUUAAGGAGUUUCUCUCGCGGUAUCCGCUGUAUGUGGGCGAGAGCGAUCUCGCGCUGCUCUCCAGUUCUGUUGUUGCUGAUUCGCGGUUUCUGGCACGGUGCAAGGUCAUGGACUACUCGCUAUUGCUCGGCAUCGACUACUCGACCGCCACCAUGUACUGCGGCGUCAUUGACUACAUCCGCCAGUACACGUGGGACAAGCAGGUCGAGUCAAUCAUCAAGUCAUCGGGCCUGAUGGGAGGCGGCGGUAAGGCGCCGACAGUGGUCAUGCCCGAGCAGUACAAGGACCGCUUCCGGGCCGCUAUGCGGACGUACUUUACGCUCGUGCCCGACAAGCACUCGACGUUUGUGUAACGCCUUCAUUGAACACACAUGCAUGUCAG